Molecule: messenger RNA, 4234 nt
Organism: Cryptomeria japonica (Japanese cedar)
Lineage: Eukaryota; Viridiplantae; Streptophyta; Pinopsida; Cupressales; Cupressaceae
Product: probable LRR receptor-like serine/threonine-protein kinase At4g36180
Exons: 2
Coding region: 570-4079 (1169 amino acids)
Biological process (GO): protein phosphorylation
Molecular function (GO): protein kinase activity; protein binding; ATP binding
Source: RefSeq, a predicted model, not a curated record
GGCUGUUUAUAAUGAUGAGGCAUGUGUAAAUAAAAUAAUAAUGAUGAUCUAGGACACUAUUUUGUCUAGGACUUAACGCAACGGCCUUCAAACAGCAGAGCAUACUGUAGCAAACAUGAUAUGGAUAGGAUCUAUCUUCCCCCGUUGCUGUUGUUGAGUAGAAGUGAUAACUGAUACCUAAUGAUGACCGAAAACCCAUUUGGUUUCGUAUAGGCAAUCAACAAGGAGCAGCGGGCGGGAAUGGUGCUCUGCAUUGGACUUCACUAAGCCAAGCCCAAAAUAUAUUUUAGGGGGAAAAUCCCAGUUUUAUGAUAGAAGAGCUGGAGCGAUAGAUCUGGCCUGUGCUGCCACCUUGGGAAAUGAGGUGAAGUGUUUUUGUGUGAGUGUCCCUCUUGACUCUUCUUCUCGAGAAAUGGAUGAAACAAUAGCAGUAAAUGCAUCUGCAGGUGGCAGGGAACGUUAAAACUCUGUGAGCUUGCUGUCAGUGUAACUGUACCUUGAGGUUUUGGAGCACUAGUUAUUAUUAUUAGUAUUAGGGCAUUGGAAGGGAGUUUGAUAGGCGGGUAGCAAUGGCGGUGUUUUGGGCGCGAGUGAGGAGAAAGACGGGAAGGGUACCAGUGGUGAUGGUGGUGGUGGCUGUGGUGGUGAUGAUGGUGGUGGUAGCAGAGGGAAGAGAGAAAGAUGGUGCAGGAGAUGAUUUGAGGGCGCUUUUGGCAUUGAAAAUGAGUGUGGAGGAUCCGGGGGAAGGGCUAAAGAGCUGGAAUAUAAGCAGUCCUAAUGCGCCCUGCGACUGGAGAGGAGUGUCCUGUUUUUCUUCAAGGGUGUGGGAGCUUCGGCUUCCGGGACUAGACCUUCGAGGUCCUCUCACAGAGGAGAUUGGGAGGUUAAGCGAGCUCAGGAGGCUGAGCCUGAGAUCCAAUGGAUUCAAUGGAAGCAUUCCCCUGUCGCUGGCAAAAUGUGGGCAUCUGCAUGCACUAUACCUCCAAAGCAAUCGUUUUUCUGGGCGCUUGCCUUCUCUACUGGCUAAUUUGUCCGAGCUGCAAGUUGUGAAUGUGGCGGACAAUUUGUUAUUGGGAGAAAUACAGGGCGUGGGAUGGGGGAGCAGGAGCAUGAAAUACCUGGAUCUUUCGGGUAAUGCUUUCUCUGGGAACAUACCCCCCUCUCUGGUCUUGAGCCGCCGUUUGAGUUUCAUUGAUCUUUCUUUCAAUGAGUUGAGCGGUCCCGUUCCUGCAGAUUUAGGAAAGCUGCCUUUGUUGGAGUUUUUAAGUCUGGAUAGGAAUAAGAUCGAGGGAAGCAUUCCUCGGGCCCUGGGAAAUUGCUCCAAUCUGGUAUCCGUGAGCAUGGAUUAUAACAGGCUUACCGGCCAACUGCCUGCCGCAUUGGGGGCUCUUCCCAAACUGGAGAGGCUGUCUGUAAGGGGAAACAAUCUGUUAGGCGGGAUUCCAGCUUCUAUAUUCAACAGCUCUUCCUUGCGAAUACUCCAACUGGGUUUCAACUACUUCUCAGGCUUCCCAUCCAUGACCAGUGCUGCCAGAUGGAGAUUCCGAGUAAUGGACGUGGAGAGCAACAAUCUCAGGGGCUUAAUACCCACGUUUUUUACCAGUUUGUCGAAUUUGGAGGUGCUAUCUCUGUCCAAUAACAGUCUGAGUGGCCCAAUUCCUUCUUCCAUUGGGAAGCUGGGGCUUCUGCAGCAGCUUAAUUUAUCUCGUAAUUUUCUGUCUGGUUCAAUCCCCUCAAGCAUUUCACAAUGUCGUGAUUUGGAAGUGCUGAAUUUAGAGGGCAACAGGUUGGGCGGUAGCAUUCCUUUGUCUCUGAGCUCUUUAGCUUCUCUCAAAGAACUCUAUUUGGGAAGAAACAGGUUGGAGGGAAGGAUUCCGGAAGGUAUAGGUAGGCUCACAAUGCUGGAGGUGCUAUCACUGCCCUCCAACAAUCUAUCAGGAACGAUUCCGGAGGAGCUCGACCUUCCCAACCUCAGAAUCAUGGAUCUGGCUGAAAAUGGGCUGUCUGGGGAACUUCCGUUGGGCAUGGGGUCUUUGCAGAGCUUGAGGGUUCUGAAUCUCAGUGCAAAUAGCUUUAAAGGCGUUGUGCCCUCCACUAUUGGCAGCCUAUUCAAGUUGCAAUCGCUGGAUUUGAGCCAACAACACUUGACUGGAAAUUUGCCCGUUGAGCUUGCGGCCUUGCCCAAACUGCACUAUCUUUCUCUGGGAGGAAACUCCUUUUAUGGAGGCAUUCCUGAUGGUUUCAGUAGUCUAGAGAAAUUACAAAUUUUGAAUCUGAGUGCAAAUUCUUUAUCAGGACCAAUACCUGACAGCUUUGGCUUCCUGGGAGCACUUGUGAGUUUAUCACUUUGGGGAAAUGGUCUCUCUGGUAACAUUCCAGGUGAGCUUGGGAAUUGUUCCAGUCUGGUGACGCUAAGGGUCAGAGGCAACCAGCUUCAAGGCAGCAUUCCUCCUCAAAUCAGCCGUUUAUCCAAGCUUGAAGAGGUGGACGUGGGAAGCAAUCAUUUGUCAGGAGGCAUUCCACAGGGCAUCUCCAAUUGCACAAGCUUGAAAUGGGUUGCCCUGGAUGGAAACAAUCUCACCGGUACAAUCCCCAAAUCACUGGGGCUUAUCAUGGGUCUCCAAAAGCUGUUUCUGGAGGGAAAUAAAUUGAGUGGUACAAUUCCAGAGGAGGUGGGAGAGCUAAGAAACUUAGAGACGCUAGACCUUUCUGCAAACAAUCUAUCGGGUAGCAUUCCCUCUGCCUUGUGUAGAAUAAAGCCUCUCCAACACCUCAACCUCUCACACAAUCAUCUUAGAGGGAAAAUUCCUUGUACUCGCUUCAAUGCAGCUUCAUUUGCCUAUAAUCCAGGCCUCUGUGGGCCUCCGCUCAAAUCUGCAUGCGCUCAAGGUCCUGUCGUUGGCCAUGGCCAUGGUCAUGGUCAUGGUCAUGGCAGAAGGGGCAGAGACAGGGCUUUUGCCAUUGCAAUUGCCAUUGCUGUGGUGUGCGGAAGCCUUUGCAUCCUUAUUGUGGUAGGCAUUUCUAUUGCCUUUUUUGUUAUCAGGGUGAGCAGACAGAGGCAGGCGAAAGCCCAAAUCGGCGAACAAGAAAAGAAGCUGGUCAUGUUUUACACUCCAAUAACAUACGGGAAUGUUGUGGAAGGAAGUGGGCACUUCGACGAGGAGCAUGUGCAGAGCAGGACAAGGUAUGGAAUUGUGUUCAAGGUGUGUUUGCAGGAUGGAAGUGUGUUUUCAGUUAGGAGAUUAGCUCAUCAGGAGGGAGAAAAUGUCAUCCAGCAGAGCCAAUUCAGACAAGAAGCAGAAGCCCUGGGGAGCAUUAAGCAUCGCAAUUUGUGCAUUUUGAGGGGGUACUAUGUGAGCAGUGAAGUAAGGCUACUGGUUUAUGAUUACAUGCCCAAUGGUAAUCUAGCUACUCUUCUGCAGGAAGCCUCUCACCAGGGCGGCCAUGUCCUUAACUGGCCGAUGAGGCAUCUGAUUCUUCUGGGAAUAGCACGAGGCCUUGCUUUCCUCCACACAAAUUCAAUUGUCCACGGGGAUGUGAAGCCCAACAAUGUGCAGUUCGAUGCAGAUUUUGAGGCUCACCUCUCAGAUUUUGGCUUGGAUAGACUGGUAGCCACUCCAGCCGAUCAUCCCUCCUCUUCCACUACAGCGGCCAGAUCAUCAAUGGGGUAUGUUUCUCCAGAAGCCAAUUUGAGUGGGCAGAUGACAAAGGAGGGCGAUGUGUAUAGCUUUGGGAUUGUCCUGCUGGAGCUUCUGACAGGCAGAAGGCCCUUAAUGUUGGAGCAGGAGGAGGACAUGGAUAUUGUCAAGUGGGUGAAGAGGCAGCUGCAAACUGGGCAGAUAUCACAAGUAUUUGAUCCCAGUGUGGUAGAGGCUGAGGCAGAGGCAGAGGCAGAGGGUGAGGCAGAUCCAGAGUCCUCCUCGGAGUGGGAGGAAUUGUUACUUGCAGUGAAGGUGGGUCUUUUAUGCACAGCCCCUGACCCUCUUGACAGGCCUGCUAUGACUGAGGUGCUCUUCAUGCUUGAGGGCUGUAGAAUUGCGCCCCACCUCCCCUCCUCAGCUCAUGCCUCUCCACUUUGAUUCACCCCCAAAUCGCUGGAUACUCUCAACCUGCUGAUUCUAACGCCCCAUGAUUGUUAUGACUGAAUGUCUGACAUUCAUUCUAUGUUGUUGUAAAAUGAAGGAAACUUGAAUGGACCAUUUAAUAUUUCAAUCAUACAUACUUUUUUUAUCAA